Molecule: messenger RNA, 7001 nt
Organism: Oncorhynchus gorbuscha (pink salmon)
Lineage: Eukaryota; Metazoa; Chordata; Actinopteri; Salmoniformes; Salmonidae
Product: otogelin-like
Exons: 36
Biological process (GO): L-arabinose metabolic process
Cellular component (GO): extracellular matrix
Molecular function (GO): alpha-L-arabinofuranosidase activity
Source: RefSeq, a predicted model, not a curated record
GAGAGUGCUCUGUGACUGGGGACAUGUACUUCCACUCGUUUGACGGCAGGAUGUUCACCUUCCCAGCUUCCUGUCAGUAUGUCCUGGCUAAGAGUCGUAACUCAGGGAAGUUCACUGUCACCAUUCAGAACGCCCCGUGUGGACCCCAUUUGGACGGGUCUUGUAUCCAAUCAGUCAGCCUGGUCAUAGACGAGGACCCACGGACUGAGAUCACACUGACCCACCUCGGAGAGGUCUUCAUGGCAGGACAGUACCGCAUCUCUCUGCCCUAUUCAGACGAGGUGUUCCACAUCCAGGAGCUGUCCUCCAUGUACCUGCAGGUGCGUACUGCUCUGGGUCUGCAUCUGCAGUACAGCUGGAGGGAGUUCCGUCUCUACCUGCAGGUGGAUGAGCUGUGGAAGGGCGACACGGUGGGGCUCUGUGGAACCUUCAACGGAAACAUCCAGGACGACUUCCUGUCCCCGUCUGGUAUGAUAGAGAGCACCCCUCACCUGUUUGGCAACGCCUGGAGGGUAUCCUCUGCCUGUGUCCCCAGCCAGAGUGUUCCCCAGCUUGACCCAUGUGACACGCAUCAGCAAGCAGCAUCCUACGCCUCUGAGAUGUGUGACAUCCUGAACCAGGAGUUGUUCUCAGCGUGUCAUGAGUACCUGAGUCCGGUGCCCUUUCACCAACAGUGUAAAGCAGACACCUGUAAGUGUGGCCAGCCCUGCCUCUGCUCUUCCCUGGCCCACUAUGCUAGACAGUGCAGGAAGUACUCUGUCAUCACGGAGUUCAGAGCCAGCGUACCUGACUGUGACCAACAGUGUCCGCUGGGUCAGAUGUACCUGGACUGUACUGAGGGGCUGGAGGGGCUGAAGGCUAUAGAUGGGAUCAGCCUGGGUAGAGGACUGGGCUGUGAACACACCUGUGAAUCCCACCUGCUCAACCUCACCUGUUCAGCUCAUGAACCGUGCAUACCUGGCUGUGUCUGUCCCCCUGGAUUGCUGAAACAUGGCGAUGAGUGUUUUGAGCCUGACGCCUGCCCCUGCCUCUGGAAGGGGAAAGAGUACUAUCCAGGAGAUAGAGUCACCUCCCCCUGCCAUCAAUGUGUCUGCCAGCAUGGAACAUUCCAGUGUGUGUUCCGUCCGUGUCCGUCCAUGUGUACAGCCUAUGGGGACCGCCACUACAGGACCUUUGAUGGUCUACUGUUUGACUACGUUGGAGUGUGUAAAGUCUACCUAGUAAAGAGCAGUGCUGAUCUGAUGAUGAGUGUGACGGCUGAGAACGUGGACUGUUACGACAGCGGCGUCAUCUGCAGGAAAUCUCUACUCAUCAACAUUGGUAGAUCUUUCAUUGCGUUCGACGACGACAGUGGCAAACCAAACCCGUCCAGUGUGAUCGACUGGAGGCAGGAGGUGUUCAUAUGGAGCGCUGGGCUCUUCACCGUGGUCCACGUGCCCGAGGAGGACCUGACCGUGCUCUGGGAUCGCAAGACCACGGUCCACAUUCAGGCUGGACCACGCUGGCAGGGCAAGCUGAGCGGUCUGUGUGGUAACUUUGACCUGAGGACGGUCAAUGAGAUGAGGACACCAGAGAACAUAGACUCUGCCACGCCUCAGGAGUUUGGCAACAGCUGGACGGCAGCUGAGUGUGUUAACAGCCCAGACAUCAGACACCCCUGCAGUCUGAACCCCCUGAGGGAGCCGUUCUCCAAGAGGCAGUGUGGAGUCCUGCUCAGCGAGGUCUUCCUGGUCUGCCACCCGGUGGUGGACGUGACAUGGUUCUAUAUGAACUGCCUGGCUGAUACGUGCGGCUGUAGUCGCGGUGGGGACUGUGAGUGUUUCUGUACCAGCGUGGCAGCCUACGCCCACCGAUGCUGUCACCAGGGUGUCACCGUGGACUGGCGAUCCCCGUCGAUCUGCCCCUACGAUUGUGAAUACUACAACAAAGUUCUGGGUAAAGGCCCCUACAGGCUGGUGACCUACAGGGAGAGGGACACGGUGCUGGCAGCCAACAGGUCCAGUGGGACAGUGUUCCCUAAGAAAGGAGACCCUGCUGCGGCUGGCUUCCUGUCCCUCUUCAUGAUGACCCCUGGGCUCAGCAGAGCGCGUCCGCACGACACGUCCUUGGUGUCGUUCGAGGCGUCCGAUCGGCCCAACUACUUCCUGGCUGUGGACAGCAGUGGCCAUCUCACGCUGACCAAGUGGGAGGAGAGUGAAGCAUUCUGGGCCGCGGCUACCUUCACGCUGCACCGUGACACCUGGAUCCAGGGUUACGAUUCUCUGGAGGCUUUGGCCAGACCGGGAUUCUUCCUCCACUACAUGCUGUCCUGGAUUCACCUCAUGAAGUACAAACACACGGACAGAUCCCGCAAGGCCACACUCUUCAAACUGACAGGCCCUGGUCCAGACACCCCUACGGGUCCUAAGUGCCAGUGGAGGUAUGAGUUGUGUGUGAGCCCCUGCUUCAGGACCUGCAGUGACCCCUCGGGGGAGGCAUGUGGCACCGUUCCAAAGGUGGAGGGAUGUCUGCCUCUGUGUCCUGGUCACAUGGUGCUGGAUGAGGUCACUCAGAGAUGUGUCCAUGUUGAAGACUGCAUUAAGCCACCAGUUGCUGUGCAGCCCAUUACUACUGUCAGCAGUGUUGAGUCAACACCUGCAGCUGUCACUCCUUCAGCCACCACAACCACCACUAGGAGCAGCCCGGCUAGCCCUGGCCUCUCCACGGCACGCUCCACCCCGGGUCCCCCUGUCCCCCUCACCACCACCUCCAUCCAGCCUCCCUACACCACCACCCCUUCAGACACAGUCCCCACCACUGCAGCCACCACCACCAUCAUUCCUAUUGUCUCAACUUUGGAUGCUCUGACCACCUCUGCUAAGGUUCCGACCACAGUGACCGAUAAGGUGGUUCUGCCCAGCACCUCUUCAGCCGUAUCGACUCCAGAGGGAACCAGUGCAGCAACACCCUCAACUCCAUCCCUGGCCACCGCAGCCCUCUACAGACACCACAUUCACCAGCCCCCCUCCAUCCACUACCAUGGGCCCCUGGAUAAGCUCCACCGUGGGGCCUACCCAGACCAGCGCCCUGCCUGCAGUACCAGUCGCCCCCACCAGUGUGACCACCAAGGCCACCACAGCUUGGACUACAACCAGGACUACAGCUUCUAUAACCACCCUUGGUGCACCCACAGAGGCAAGCACAAAGCCUGUAACUGUGGAGACAACCGAGCCAUCAACAAUCAAAGUCCUCUCUCCUGGUGUAUCGACUACAGCCGAUACUACAGUACCCUCUCUCUCACCGACCUCCACCGUUCACACCGUAACAACAACAAUACCACCACCACCAGAACCCACUUCAAAACCCAGCACAGUAUCAACCUCACCAGUCACCACUUUCACUACUCUCAGAACUACACUGUCCACACGCCCGAAGACAACACCACCACUUGUUUUCACGGCAACCACAGAGAAGACGGUUCACGCCUCCCCGACAGAGCUGAGGACAUCCACAACUCCAAGACAACCACAGAACACACAACCACAACCACACACCCGACCGAAGCUGUGGACUGGAGACUGACCACUACUACCGGUCCCCCGACCGUACGGACCACAACAACUCAACCCAUCACAAAGGAAAUCUCCAGCACGACCACCAAACCUCCAGACCUUCUGGUAACGACCACAGAGUCGCCCCAGAUCACCUUCACCUCUCCUUCCAUCUCCACCACAACAGAAGCAGUGGUCCCAACAGCAACCACAUUACCUGUAUCACCGGUGUCACACACAGAGACCACCACGACCACCUUCACCUCUCCUUCCAUCUCCACCACAACAGAAGCAGUGGUUCCAACCACAACCACAUUACCUGUAUCAACGGUGUCACACACAGAGACCACCACGACCGUGCCAGGUCCACCAGUGGCUGUAGGGGCCGUAACGACCCAGCCCCCCACCACACUGAAGACCACGAAGCCUUGGAGGCCCCCCCACAGCGAAACCUCCACCACUCCUUCUAGCCUUGUCUCUAGCACAGAGAGGGUGACCACACCGGAGGUCCCAGUGAAACCUGCGGUCAGCACAGAAGUAGACGUCUCUCCACACCAAGUCUUCUCCACUACCACCACUGACGCACUUCACCACUUUGCUUCAUCUACAGCGCCAGGCGUCACCACCACAACCUCAGUUACCAUGACGACCACUGCCAAAACCGCCACAGCUCCGCCCGAGACUUCAACCGGCGCAGUUUCAACCUCCAGGACGGAGAGACCUGCUGCAACACCCGAAGGCCCUGCCGUGCCUGGUGUACCUGGGGAACCAGCAUUAUCUCUCACCACAAUGGUCCCCAUGACAACUGUCCCACCUUUACCUGGUAUCCAUACGACCACCAUCACACCUUUACCUGGUGUCCAUACGACCACCAUCACACCUUUACCUGGUGUCCCAGUGACCACUAUCCCACCUUUACCUGGUGUCCCAGUGACCACUGUCCCACCUUUACCUGGUGUCCAUACGACCACCAUCACACCUUUACCUGGUGUCCCAGUGACCACUGUCCCACCUUUACCUGGUAUCCCAGUGACCACUGUCCCACCUUUACCUGGUGUCCCAGUGACCACUGUCCCACCUUUACCUGGUGUCCCAGUGACCACUGUCCCACCUUUACCUGGUGUCCCAGUGACCACUGUCCCACCUUUACCUGGUGUCCCAGUGACCACUGUCCCACCUUUACCUGGUGUCCCAGUGACCACUGCCAUCAGCCCAGUGACCAUCAGACCUCUAACAGAGACUACUAGCGUUCCUCCUGAUACAGGAAGGACCAAUGACAACAACACGCAGGACGACAACAGGCAGGGUUCCCGUGACGACGUCCAGAACUGCCACAACGGUCGCAGCCACUCCAGGGGUCACGCCAAAGGUCACACCAGAUGUGACAGCAGCUCCCUCAGUCCCCGCCUUGCCCCCCACGGCCACCCCAACCUCCACCCCAGAGCCAGAGAGGGUGGACGGAGUAGACUCCACUACACCAAAGACUCCAUCACCAUCACCUGUGUCUCCGUACACCACAUCAGAGACAACCGCGUCACCAUCACCUGUGUCGCCGUACACCACAUCAGAGACAACCGCGUCACCAUCGGUAGUAUCGCCAUAUAUCACGACAGAGACAACCGCGUCACCAUCGGUAGUAUCGCCAUAUACCACGACAGAGCGUGUUGGAACUACGGCAGAGGCUCAAUGCGGCUCAAUGGGACUCAAUGUAGGCUCAAUGGGGCCUCAAUGGAGCUCAAUGUAUGCUCCAUGGGGCUCAAUCCUCCCUAUUCAGAGAUCAUAGAUGAGUGUACCAAGUUCCUGUGUGUGAGCGGCCAGCUGGUCCGAUUCAACAUGUCCCAGAACUGUCUGUAUAACUCCACCCCUCCUAACUGCGGUCUGCUUGGCUUCGCCAUCCUGGUCAACGGGGACAAGUGCUGCCCGCAGUGGGACUGCCCAUGUCGCUGCUCAGUGUUCCCUGACCUGAACGUGAUCACGUUUGAUGGUAACAGCGUGGCCAUCUACAAGGCUACCUCCUACAUUGUGACCCAGCUGCCCAGCGAGACCGUCAGUAUUGUGGUCCAGGAAUGCCCCGCUGACUCAGACACGCUGCUGUGGAAUUUCACCAACCUGUGUCUAGUGGUUUUGAACAUUACCCACAAGUCCAACCACCUGGUCAUCAACAGACUGCAGAGGAGGCUAUAUGUGAACUCGAGGUACGCCAAGCCGAGGUUCAAGAAGUUUGGCUUUGAGAUCCUGGAUACCGGCAACAUGUAUCUGAUCCGUACGCCAGCGGGCCUGAAGCUGCAGUGGUUCCACAGCACGGGCAUGUUGGUCAUCGAGACAGAGAGCUACAACAGCAAACUGCCCACCAUGGGCCUCUGUGGCUGCUGUGAUGGUAACCCGGCCAACGACCUGAUGCUGUCGAAUGGGACGACAGUCGGGGAGAGCGAGGACCCGGCGGUGUUCAUCGACAGCUGGCAGGUCCCCAACACCACUAGUUACAUCAGCCACAGCCGGCGCAGAGAAGUCAACUGUUCCACCAGCGACUGUUCCCAGUGUAUGACCAUGCUGCGAAACACCUCCUUCAGCCCCUGCCAUGCUUUUGUUCCUCCCAGUACGUUCUGUGAGGUGUGGGUACGUGACGCGGAGUACGUCAACAACCCGUGUGUAGCGUUGGCUGCCUACGUGGCAUCUUGUCACAAGUUCAACGUCUGCAUGGAGUGGAGGAGCCCAGACUACUGUCCCUUCAUGUGUCCAGACCGACUGCGUUACCAGGCCUGUCUGUCUACCUGUACAGCCCAGUCCUGCUCCAACCACGACUUUGACCACCACCCUGAGCAGUGUACAGGCCUGACAGAGGGAUGUGUUUGUCCUGAGGGCACUCUGCUCCAUCGACCCUACUCUGCCCUCUGCAUCCCCCCUGAGAAGUGUGCCUGUACGGACAGUUCGGGUGUACCCCGUGCUCCUGGCGAGGUGUGGAAGGCGUCUAAAGAUGGCUGCUGUAUGUAUCGCUGUGACAACGACAGUAUCGUUCCCGUGGAGUAUAACUGCUCUGCCGUGGCUCAGCCGCUCUGCCGCAGGGCCGGGGAAGUGGUCAUCGGCCUGGCAGACGACACCUCCUGCUGCCCACAGAGAGCCUGCGAGUGUGACCCAGAGCGCUGUGAGUCAGACAUCCCAGCUUGUAGAGAGGACCAGACCCUCAUCGCCACCAGGGCUGAUGGCAGCUGCUGCCUGGCACACAUCUGUAUGUGUGGUUCCUGUUUGGAGGUGGUUCCAAACUGCCAGGAUGGAGAGGUGUUGACGGUGGACGCCAACAGUACAGACCUCUGCUGUCCUGUCUACCACUGUGUGUGUGAGCCGUACCGAUGUCCUGAGUUGUCAUGUCCCUUGGGGAUGUCUGCUGUCACCGUGUCCCCUCCAGACCACUGCUGUCCCCUGCACACCUGCGAGUGUGCGUGUGACAAACUGUCGAAGCCAAAAUGUGUUCUG